Molecule: messenger RNA, 1566 nt
Organism: Pieris macdunnoughi
Lineage: Eukaryota; Metazoa; Arthropoda; Insecta; Lepidoptera; Pieridae
Source: the annotation of a GenBank genome assembly
AUGUCGUCUGAAGGUUUAUCAGCGAAUGAGGUGGACUCGCUCCCAGAUCGACUUGCGGAAACAUUCGCGAAUUUGACAGUAUUCAUCACUGGUGGUACUGGCUUCAUGGGGAAGGUGCUUGUCGAGAAAUUACUACGGAAAUGCCCGGAUAUCCGUAAGAUAAUUCUUCUCAUCCGCCCAAAGAAAGGGAAACCUCCAAAACAGCGUCUUGAAGAACUAUUUGCUGAUGCUCUCUUCGAGAAGGUAAAAAACCUCAAAGGCGGCGUAGAACCUCUGCUCGAGAAAAUGGCGCUUGUGUGUGGCGAUGUGAGUGAACCAGACCUAGCUAUCAGUGAAGAAGACAGGCAGAUGCUUAUAGAUGAAGUGGAUAUGAUAGUGCAUGCUGCUGCAACUGUCAGAUUCGACGAAGAGUUGAAAAAAGCAGUGCUAUUGAACGUUCGCGGUACGAAACUUGUGUUGGAGUUGGCGAGACAAUGCAAAAACUUAAAACUCCAUAUCCACAUAUCGACUGCAUAUUGCCACCUGCAUGAGAAAUUGCUCGAGGAGCGUCCGUACCCACCACCAGCUGACCCUCAUAAGGUCAUUGAAGCUGUCCAGUGGAUGGAUGAGGAGACCAUUGCUGCUAUAACUCCAAAGUUACUCAGCAAAUUGCCGAACUCUUACGCAUUCACAAAGGCUUUAGGAGAAGCCUUAGCAGUGGAAGCCAUGGAGGAUAUUCCCCUCAUUAUACUGAGGCCUUCUAUAGUUAUCCCGAUCUGGCAAGAGCCAGUGCCUGGAUGGACUGACAAUAUAAAUGGACCUACCGGACUACUUAUCGGUGCGGGUAAAGGUGUGAUCCGGACAAUGUAUUGUAAAGGCAACAGCUAUGCUGACUAUUUGCCAGUUGACGUAUUCAUCAAUGGUAUUAUGAUAAUGGCUUGGAACUAUUUGUCAUAUGGUGAUAAAAAGUCGAAUGUGAUAAAUUUCACGUCGUCAGCGGAGAUCAAGGUGACAUGGACAGAGAUGAUUGACGCUGGACGAGAUAUCAUCAUGAACAGAGUGCCGCUUAAUGGUGUGGUUUGGUAUCCUGGUGGUUCAAUGAAGCACUCCCGCCUAUACCAUAACAUCUGCGCGUUCUUCUUCCACUGGCUGCCCGCGCUACUCGUCGACACCCUACUCUUUUGUCUCGGAUACAAACCAGUAUUAAUGCGUGUACACAAGCGCAUAAGUAAAGGUUUUGACGUUUUCGAGUAUUAUACAAACAACCAAUGGGAUUUCAAAUCUGACAUCGCUCAGACUGUGCGACAGAGACUCAACAUAAGAGAGAGACGGGACUAUAAGGUGGACGCUGUUGGUCUGGACAUUCCAAACUAUUUUGAAGACUGCAUCAGAGCUGCUCGUGUGUUUAUAUUGAAAGAAUAUGACGAUACACUACCCGCAGCAAGGCGACACAUGACAAUUAUGUGGUGCGUAGAUAUCAUAGUGAGGUGUCUAUUUUGGGGUCUGAUGCUGUACUGGCUUAGCACCUGGAUUUCUUCUGUCUUCUCAUAUGGAACCAGUGAGGUCACACCCACGUUUAUAGAAUAG